GACACUAACACCAUAAACAUAUUAUAGUUACUCUAAAGUGUGAUAUGUGUAGCUAUAUGUUUUUUUUAAAUAUAUGAAUAUAUUUACAAACGGUAUUCGCGACUGAUGUUCAACUAGCAGAGAAUCAAGUUUAUUCCAGGAACCAAACGUAAAAACAGGAAAAUCUCUAAAUUUAUGAAUAAGAACGUGAAUCCCAACAGUCUGAAGUCAGGCAUAGUUCGCACAGUAAUUUGGAGCUACAAAACGAGAAUAGUAUGAUGUAAUCGAAAGUCAACAUGCCAAACUUCAGUUUCACGGAUUUGUUUCUUGUAUGCGGCUGCACCAUUGUAGUAGCUUUCCUGCUGUCCAUAAUUGUGGACUGGGGCCUUGAAUUCUUCUGCGCCGAACAUGAUAAGCCGUUUUUCAGUUAUGGUUAUGCCAAUCACAAUGGUCCUCAUACAUGGCGGAAUUACUAUCCGGAAUGCGACGGCAAGAACCAGUCCCCGAUAAACCUGAUGACGAAAAAGGCCUUGGUCGUGAACGACAGCGAUGACCUGCUGUGGUUUAACUACCACAUACCACCCUCUUGCAUCAAAAUCUUCAACGAUGGCCAAACAGUGUUGGUGAGGGCGCAGUGGCCCGAGGCCUUGUGGCCGACAAUCAUCUGCGGACCACUGAAUGAACAGUACGGGUUUCAUACCAUCUUAUUCCGCUGGGGGCCCGAGGACGAGGAGGGCAGUGAACAUACCGUCGAUAACAGGAGCUACGCUAUGGAGCUGCAGAUGGUUCACGUCAAGAAGGGAUUCACCACGCCUCUGAGCGCCAUCAGGUCUGGCGCUAAGGACGGCCUUGUCAUCGUCUCCUUCCUAUUUAAGUUAAUGCCCGUGGACAAUCCCCUGUUGGACCGCGUGGUUUACAACCUGUGGCGCAUCACCUCGCCUGGGAGCAACGUGACAAUCCCGGCCUUUCCUUUGAACUGGUUCUUCGAGCCAUUUUGCAGCAACUACUACACUUACAACGGCUCUCUGACGCAUCCGCCCUGCAGCGAGAGUGUCUUGUGGAUAAUUCAGCCAGAGGCUCUCGCAAUUUCCAGCAGACAGCUGGCCGAGUUCAGGAAGCUCAUGUCACACGAUGGGCGUAUGACCAGUAACUCGAGGCCAGUGCAGAAGAACUCCCAGGACGUUUACUUUUACAGUUCGAAUUAGUUUGGUGGAGAUUAUAAUCGUUCUGGCAACAUGUGGACCAUUGCCUCAUUUAAAUACGUGGAGCAUCCAAAGUGAUAAAUUAUUUAAUGUGUUUUCUGUUAUUUUAUUAAGAAGAGAAUGUGUGUCUGUUAUAAAUAAUUGUAAUCGUUGACAUGGUAAAGCUGUUAAGGGAUUUUCGACAAUAACUGCUGCCAUGAUAAUACUUUUAAAUUAUUCUCAGUGUUGUGGUUUGCAUUAAUGAUAAUAAAAUAAGUUAUUCUUACCCCUA
This is a messenger RNA of Zootermopsis nevadensis, 1452 nucleotides long. RefSeq names its product carbonic anhydrase 1. The record is from RefSeq and is a predicted model, not a curated record. Gene Ontology annotation, cellular component: cytoplasm. NCBI's taxonomy places the organism in Eukaryota, Metazoa, Arthropoda, Insecta, Blattodea, Termopsidae. Gene Ontology annotation, molecular function: carbonate dehydratase activity; zinc ion binding.